Messenger RNA from Trichomonas vaginalis G3, 225 nucleotides. RefSeq lists its product as uncharacterized. The transcript has a single exon. The coding region runs from base 1 to 225 and encodes 74 amino acids. Lineage: Eukaryota; Parabasalia; Trichomonadida; Trichomonadidae. The record is from RefSeq and is a predicted model, not a curated record.
AUGAGUGAUUCUGAUGUUUUUGAAGGUCCAAUGGAGUACAAGGUAAAUCCACCAAGAAAUGUAGUAACUCACACCACAAAUGCUCCAAAGUAUAAGCAGGAUUUCACCCUUGAAUCAAACUCUCGUAAUGUCGAGAAUAUCAGCAAGAUCACCCCCGAAUCACAGCUUCAUGAGCUGUGCCCUGUAUGGAAGACUUCAUUCCAGCCAACAGCAACGAAUUUUUGA